Molecule: messenger RNA, 1283 nt
Organism: Tachyglossus aculeatus (Australian echidna)
Lineage: Eukaryota; Metazoa; Chordata; Mammalia; Monotremata; Tachyglossidae
Gene: RDH5
Product: retinol dehydrogenase 5
Exons: 5
Coding region: 188-1144 (318 amino acids)
Source: RefSeq, a predicted model, not a curated record
UGGACUUUGUAUCCCCAGGGGGGAACUGCAACAGCCACGGUGGUGAGCCCGGGGCAGAGAGCCUGGGACGGCUGCAGCGGGGUGGUGAGCCUGGGGUGACCGCAGCAGGUCUCGGCCUUGGCCGGUGGACUUGGUACUGGGCGCCCGUUGGCGCGGCUUCCCCACCUCGCCUUCCCCUCCUCAGGCCAUGUGGCUGUGGGGCCUGGGGGUGCUGGGCGCGGCCCUACUCUGGGCCAUCUGGGACCGCUGGCCACGGGCAGGCGGCGCCGACGGCUUCGUCUUCAUCACGGGCUGCGACUCGGGGUUCGGGCGUAUGCUGGCCCUGCGGCUGCAACGGCGGGGCUGGAGCGUGCUGGCCGCCUGCCUCACCCCCGCGGGGGCCGACGCACUGCAGCGGGAGGCAACCCCCGGCCUCCGCACCAUCCUGCUCGACGUCACCGACCCAAGCAGUGUGCAGAGAGCUGCCCAGUGGGUGGGUUCGCUGGUGGGGCAGAGAGGUCUGUACGGGCUAGUGAACAACGCAGGCGUGUCUGGCCUCGUUGGACCCAAUGAGUGGCUGCGGCUGGCAGAUUUCCGCCAGGUCCUCGAGGUGAACACGCUGGGCGCCAUCGGCGUGACACUGGCCCUCCUGCCGCUGCUCCGCCGGGCACGGGGCCGCCUCGUCAACGUCACCAGCAUCCUGGGCCGCCUGGCCGCCAUCGGCGGAGGCUACUGCCCUUCCAAAUUCGCCCUGGAGGCCUUCUCGGACAGCUUGCGGCGGGACCUCUACCAUUUCGGCGUCCGAGUCUCCAUCGUGGAGCCCGGCUUCUUCCGCACAGCGAUGACCAACCUGCCCAGCGUGGAGGAGCCGCUGCAGGAGCGCUGGGACCAGCUGCCCUCUGAGAUCCGUGCCAGCUACGGCCCUGACUUCUUCCCCCAGUAUCUGCGGGUGCAGCGCCGCCUCAUGACACAGCUGUGCUCCGGGGACCUGAGUAAGGUGACAAAUUGCCUGGAGCAUGCCCUGACGGCCCGCCACCCCCGCACCCGCUACAGCCCCGGCUGGGAUGCCAAGCUGCUCUGGCUGCCGGCCUCCUACCUGCCCGCCUGGAUAGUGGAUGCAGUACUGGCCUGGAUCCUGCCCCGGCCCGCCGACCACACCCCUUAGCGACCACUCACCCAACCUAGGGCUUUUAGCCGAGCCUCGGUGGCGCCAAGCAGGGGGGCCAAGCCUGCCCUUUCCCCCCAUCAAUCCCAUGCUGGUGUGCCCCUCAAUAUACCACAAUAAACCAUCAAUAACCAAUCAA